AUGUCUUUUUUUAAAAAUGUUACAUCGGGUUUUAAUAUUCGAAGUCGAGAUACCAUUCUUAAAGAAUCAUUAAUAAAUAACUUGUCGGAGUGCGUAAAAGACAUCCAAUACAAUAGCCAAUUUGAAGAAAAUUUUCACAGUGUCUUGGGAUCAACUGAUUCAACAAACACAUUGUGCAUGGCAUUAGAAGCUAUAUUUUUACAUGGUUUAAAAGAUACCUUCUUACGAAAAGCAAAAAACGUAAUUUCUGGAGAUCCAGACUAUCGGCCGCAGUCAAGCUUCUGGCCACUUAUUUUAGUACUGUCCCAUCGUCAAAACAUUGAUCAAAUAUCUGCGUUACCCCAAAUUAACACUGAGAUAGGACAAUGCAGAGCAUGGCUUCGUAUAGCACUCAAUGAAUGUUUACUUUCAUCAUACAUGUCCACUCUAUUAAAAAAUAUAUCUGCUGUCAAGCCAUUCUACAACAGAAGUGCAUUUGUUUGUGAUUCUGAAGUUCUUGAAGUGGCUCAAAAGGUAAUACAAGGAUUAGAAACAUGUGUUCAGUUUAAUUUGCCAACAAACUCAAGUCUUCUUAAUCAAUGGCCAGAGCAAGUAUUAAUGCAAGCUGGUAUCUGGGUACCAACUAUGAAAGUGGCUCCUAUUUCCGCUGGUUUGGAUGUUGUUAGCACUUUGUCUGAUGAUGCAAAACCAAAGUUAGCAUCAACUCCAAACAAAUCAUCCAAAGUUACAGGUUUAGGUAAAAUGUGGGCUUUGAAUGAAGAUGAAGCUCUAGAUUUUAUACUGUCUAAGGAUCCAGGACAGACUUCAAGUAAUGACAAUGUAACAGAAAUUGAAAAAAAAAAUCAGAUUGUUAACAAAAAUUAUUUAAAUCCUGAAAUUGAAAAUAUUGUUAAAGAAACUGGGGAAGAACCUAGUGAUGUGAUGCAAGAUUCCAUUCAAAUUUAUGGCACAUCUGUUGACUCUGAGGGUUUUGUUGCUCCUAGUGAUGUUGUUAUAACAGGAAAUUCUUUAAGUGGCAAAGGUUGGUCCAAAGAUUUGAAUGAUGAUAAUGAAUCUGUUAACUCAAAUUCAUCUCAUGGGAGUAGUAUGAUAAAAACUCCAGAACUAAAGAGUCUUUCAUCUCUUAUUGAUAACUCAAACUUGUAUGUUGAGACAAACUCAAACACUCCUAACUUAAGAGAUAUUAUGAAAGAUAUUCAUAAAGAGUUAAAAAUUACUACUGAAGAUAAUGAUGACUGUCAAUUGAUCAUUGAGGAUCAUGUUCCUGAUGAUCCAUCAUUACAUAGCUUAGAUUUUGAGGUCAUUUCAAAUUCAACAGGUUCAUUCACAGUUAAUGAAUUACAAAAAAUGAUGAAGCAAUUAGGGUUGCUUUCUAAAGAAAAAGGUCUAGAUAGUCAAAACUAUCAAUGUCAUGGUUGUCAGGAUCUCUUAGGAAGCACAGUAUCAAAGGCCAAAGUUUGUGGUUAUACUGGAGAAUACUUUUGCUCUAAUUGCAUGGACCCUAAUGUAUUCAUUAUUCCUGCUCGAGUUAUUCAUAACUGGGAUUUCAAAAGAUAUCCUGUUUCUAAAAGAGCAGCACAAUUUCUUUUGGAAUUUCAACAUCAACCAUGGAUAGACAUGAAAAAGCUGAAUCCAAAAAUUUAUGUUGGAGUGUCAGAUAUGGCAAACUUGCAAGAAUUAAGAGUUCAAUUAAAUUUUCUAAGAGCUUACAUAUUUACCUGUCGAGAGCCAGUAAUUGAAGAAUUGCAAAAACGGGUAUGGCCAAGGGAGUAUUUAUAUGAUCAUGUGCAUUUGUAUACAAUAUCAGAUUUGGCUCAAAUACCAAAUGGAUCUUUAGUUUUGCAAUUGGAAAAAGUGGUCCACUUUGCUAAAGGUCAUGUUUUAGAGUGUUGGCUCUGUAACCAGAAAGGCUUUAUAUGUGAGGUUUGCAGAGACCCAAAAAUACUAUAUCCUUUUGAAACUAGUACAACAUUUAGAUGUGAUGAGUGCUCAAGUGUAUUUCAUUCUAAAUGUUUAAAUGACACUUUGCCAUGUCCUAAAUGUAAGAGGAAGCAAGAGCGUACAAAUGACUCAUCUUUAAUUGAUGCACUACAUAGUCUUAAAUUGAAAAAUACAGAUAAGUGA
Molecule: messenger RNA, 2124 nt
Organism: Pieris macdunnoughi
Lineage: Eukaryota; Metazoa; Arthropoda; Insecta; Lepidoptera; Pieridae
Source: the annotation of a GenBank genome assembly